AUGGAUGGUUUCGACCAUCGCAUGAAUCAGUUUGCCCAGGCUUUACAGACCAUCUUACAGCAUACUGCUCAUCUCCAAUCGGAGGUGCAGCAGUCUACAGCUGCCCCUCAAAGUCCUGCUCUUGAGCCUGUACCUGUUGUUCCAGCCCAUACUGUACAUAUGACACUACCUCAGCAUAUAGUGGCAAUCCUGCGCUAUGUU
Molecule: messenger RNA, 201 nt
Organism: Pelobates cultripes (western spadefoot toad)
Lineage: Eukaryota; Metazoa; Chordata; Amphibia; Anura; Pelobatidae
Source: the annotation of a GenBank genome assembly